CACUUAGAAAAGAACGAUAAUAAGUAGUGUUAUGUGUACAACUUCAACAGAAACUUAAAAUUACAUCUACAAAUGAAAUGAGUGAACACACAAACAUUACAGUUGAAUUUUAGAAUAAAAGAAAACUCAAAUUCACAUUAAAAGAAUCACAAACGACAAACCAAAAAGAAUUUUAAAAUGCCAAAAGUUGUUUCAAAAAGUGUUGUUUGCACCGACACAAAAGAUCAAGAAGAAUACCAAGGGGAGAAACCUUUGUAUGUGUAUUAUUGUUUGUGCGGACAGAUGUCCCUUAUUCUUGAUUGUCCUUUGGAGAAGCUACCACUGAGGAAACGAGAUAAAGCCAGAGUUAUUGACAGUCAGAAACAUGCACACAAGCUCACUUGUGACCCAGAUGAGAUUGUUUACAUUAAAAGACCUGAAGGCUUGGAGAAACAGUAUAGACAGAAAUGUAAAAGAUGUGGUCUACUUCUUUACUACCACCACCAAGGGAACAGCUCCGUUAUGUUUGUGGUUGAUGGCGCCCUGAAACGUGAAACAGAUGGAAUCAAAACAGAUGUGUACAGUCAGUUGAGUGAACCCAAGAAGGUGACCUUGACAAAACACACAAAAAACAUGGGCAAGUUCAGCUCGGUCACAGUGUCUACGGUGGAUGAAGAAGAGGAGGAGCUUGAAGCGAAAGAAAUUGCUGAUUCAUAUGCUGCAAACGCCAAGGUUAUUGAAAAGCAGUUGCUGAGAAAAGGAAUGAGUAAACGAAAACUCAUGGAACAGGCUGAAGAAGAGGCCAAGAAGUUAAGACCGAAAGGGACUUUAAUAGACAAGUGAUUGGAAUGUGUGUUGUUGUUUUUUUAUUUUGUUACAUUUUGUGGGGUCGCGGAAAAAAAGAUUUUGUAUGAAAGUAAUAAUUAUUAGACCAACUAAGGUGUUUGUGUAUUUAUUUUCAUUACAACAAUGCCUAAAAAUCAAUGGACUGAUGAUAAUGUUUAUUUGCUGAUUUUCUAACAUUUUAAAGAUUCACUAAAACAGAGCCAAGUGAUUUUGUACAUUAUAAAAUUUUCCUGCAAUUUUUUUUGUUAAAUUUCAAAGACUUCAUUAAACUAUUGCCUACAAAUUGUAGGUUCUAUUUUAAAAAUGUUUUGCUGUGUUAGAUACCUCAACAGAUAAAGAUGUAAGUUAUUGUUAUCAUGUGUAAGGAUGAUGAUUAUGAUGAUAAUAGUGAGUGAAUCAUUUCUUGUACAGUUUUAUUAAAUUCUUGAUAAUAAAAAAUACAG
Physella acuta is the source of this 1268-nucleotide messenger RNA. RefSeq names its product STING ER exit protein. NCBI's taxonomy places the organism in Eukaryota, Metazoa, Mollusca, Gastropoda, Physidae. The record is from RefSeq and is a predicted model, not a curated record. Gene Ontology annotation, biological process: endoplasmic reticulum to Golgi vesicle-mediated transport; endoplasmic reticulum membrane organization.